Adelges cooleyi (spruce gall adelgid) is the source of this 1241-nucleotide messenger RNA. RefSeq names its product ferritin subunit (gene Fer1HCH). The transcript is spliced from 6 exons. The record is from RefSeq and is a predicted model, not a curated record. Bases 215 to 877 code for a protein of 220 amino acids. Gene Ontology annotation, cellular component: cytoplasm. Lineage: Eukaryota; Metazoa; Arthropoda; Insecta; Hemiptera; Adelgidae. Gene Ontology annotation, biological process: intracellular iron ion homeostasis; iron ion transport. Gene Ontology annotation, molecular function: ferrous iron binding; ferric iron binding.
AGCGAAGGUCGCGUAGAGGGGCACUGAUAACAUUGGGACUUGUCGCACUUUGUCAGCCUUCCAAUUUCUUUGUGGCUGCCGAUUGCUGCUGUUAUCGAACUAUAGUAUUGUUAUAGUACAGCCCAAACCACUGCUACACGGUCUAUGAGAAUUCCAAGUCCGUUUGUGAUCAAUCAAUCCGCACUCAAAAACGAUCGUAGUAAUAUCAUCGAAAAUGUUAAAAUUAUCACUACUCGUCGUGGCUGUGCUCUUUGUGGUCAGCGACCAUCAGCAAGUUCACGGCAAAAUGCAAUGUAAAUUGCCAAAGGUUCAAAUUCCAGACGACUGGAUCACCAUGGUGGAUCCGUGCACGAAAAAAUUGAAAGCCCAAGUCCAAGAAGAACUCAUCGCUUCUAUGACAUACUUUGCAAUGGGAGCACAUUUUUCUAAAGACACAAUAAAUCGUCCAGGAUUUGCUAAUAUGUUUUUUGAAAAUGCCAGCGAAGAGCGAGAACAUGCUAUUAAAAUAAUCGGAUAUUUGUUGAUGAGAGGAGGCUUAACUCAGGAUAUUGGUCAACUUAUCCGUGACCCGCAACCAUUAGCUGAGACUUGGGCUGAUGGUUUGAGUGCUUUGAAAGAUGCACUGAAAUUAGAAGCACAUGUGACCCGUAAGAUAAGGGACAUUGCCAGUACGUGUGAAGAACCUGGGCGGGACGGACAAGAUUUCAAUGACUAUCAUUUGGUGGAUUGGUUGACUGGCGACUUCUUAACUGAACAAUAUGAAGGCCAACGCGAUUUAGCUGGAAAGAUAUCCAACCUUGGUAAAAUGAUGGAUUCGCAUGGAGCUCUUGGCGAGUUCCUGUUCGACAAAAAACUGUUGAACGGAGUGUCAGUUUAAUGAUAAAUAUAAUAAUAUUACUCAUAACUUAACUGUUCUUUUCUUUGUAAUGUAAUUAUGAUGUAAAAUUACUAUUACCUAUAUUUUUUUAGAAUUGCUAUGUACCCACUAUAGCCAUAAUGUACAACCCUUAUAUGACGGGGUAAAAUUAAAAUGUGUUACUAUUUAUUAUCAUAUUACUAUUAUAUUCAAAAAUACUUAUUCAAUUACGACAUUAAUAACAGUGUAGUAAAACAUAUACAGAUACACAAUUAGUAUAAAAUGUUUUGUUUAAAUUGUUAGUUUGAUUAAUUUUUUUUAACUAUUACACUACUUAUUUAUAACUAUUACUUUAUAACUGAUUGUAUUAUCUACUACUUACGAA